Messenger RNA from Ilex paraguariensis (yerba mate), 854 nucleotides. NCBI's taxonomy places the organism in Eukaryota, Viridiplantae, Streptophyta, Magnoliopsida, Aquifoliales, Aquifoliaceae. The record is from the annotation of a GenBank genome assembly.
AUUCUCUUAAGGUUUGUAAGGCAUUGGCUGCUGUACACAAAUUAUAGUAGUUCUAGUGUAUAAACCAACAAUUUGAUUGAAUUUUGGCUAGUGGCUUUUUGUGGCUGUAAAAUACAUUGUUUCGCAUGCAAAUAUUAUGUCUCUCCAUCCUGAUCAUAUACUUUCUCUCUGUGCACUUUUAUCUGCAGAAAAGCAUGGGACUUGUUCCUUUCCUGUUGUUCAAGAUGAGUACAGUUAUUUUUUGACAACCCUCAACGUCUACUUCAAAUAUAAUGUCACGGCAGUUUUGAAUGAAGCUGGAUAUGUACCUUCAAAUUCUGAAAAGUAUCCUCUAGGAGGAAUUAUUUCUGCCAUUCAAAAUGCUUUCCAUGCAACCCCUUCACUGAGUUGCUCAAAAGGUGCUGUGGAGGAACUCAAUUUAUGCUUCUAUAAGGAUUUCACGCCUCGAGAUUGUGUGACUACAUCUAGCAUUCAAAGUGAUGUGAAUUAUUCCAAAAGCUCCUGUCCAAAAUAUGUCAGCUUGCCAGCACAAGUUUCAUUGGGGCUCAAAAACAGUGAGUCUGCAGUUUCAUGGUUCCCUCAAGAUGAAGCGCUCUGAGAUAUUAUCGGGGUGUAGGCUAUGGAGGUUGCUUCUCUGGAUCGGCUAAUGCCUUAAUACAAGACAAAAAGCAUGAGUUACACUGAUUAUUGUUAUGACAUUUAUCUGUCAUACCGAAGAACGUUUAACUGUUUAUUAACUUGUCAAGUUGUUGGACGAACUCGUGAAUAAGUUUUAAAGUUAAAACCACUUAAACUUUCAGAUGAUUUGUGGCCCCGCUCUGUGGAGCUAUUCCUUUUCCCAUGCACCCUCCCCG